Pocillopora meandrina is the source of this 1225-nucleotide messenger RNA. The record is from the annotation of a GenBank genome assembly. NCBI's taxonomy places the organism in Eukaryota, Metazoa, Cnidaria, Anthozoa, Scleractinia, Pocilloporidae.
GUGUUCCGGUUUUUGAUCACAUCGGGAUGGUUUUGUGGCCAAUUGGCUUUGCUUUCGCUCUGCUCUGGUUAAUAAGACUUACUUUCACCCUUCUUUUUGUUGUCCCCGCAUUCGCCUGUCUUUCUAACGACACGAGUACAGAAGUAUGCGGUAACAGCGUCUUCACUCAGAGAAAAAAAGACGACAUCAACAUAGCAGGUACAUUCGUGGAAGCGGGAAACUCCAUUCUUAUCAUAUUGUUGAUAUUUUUGUGGGGAAACUUCAACGUCGCGAACUUUUUCCUAGCUACUCUUCGAUUGGCCGUAUUUUGGUAUUGGAUGGGUCUAUUCUGCGUUCAGAUUGUUUCGAUCAUCAAUACGGAUGUCCUACCCGGUGAAGGGAGCUGGAUCGCAAUUGGAGUGGGUCUAUUUCUUGAAUUCGCAACUUUAAUGUUGUUGUGUCUUGCGCUCAAAUUUGUUAAGAAAUCGAUCGUGAGUGCAUGGAUUUACAGAUCAACCAGUCAACGGUGGGCGAAAUUUUUCUAUUGCAUCUAUGUGUCGACUCUUUGGAUGUACUUACUGAGAAAUCUGGCGUUGGUAACCUAUGACAUGGCGUUGUUUGCGAUGAAUAUCAACAGUCACGCCAAAAGUAAACAGAUAGACCAUUUGACACGCAUCAUAAACAUUGCAACCAGGAGUAGCUUUGUGCAGUUUUUUUAUGCAGCCAUAUUUAGAAAUAUAAAACUGUCAAACGUGUGUGAGGAAGGUGGAAGAGUCGCACAAACUGGCCAAGGCCUUGUGGAUAGUCUGGACACAGUGUUGAAAUGGGAGCCAUCAAUAAAAUGAUUGUAAUGAGAGCUUAAAAUAUACAGACUGCGUUGAUGGACAGAUGACAGAUCAUGAGUUCUUUUUUGUAGCCUCGUAUAUCGGUCGAUAAUCAAUCGAUACAUCGAACGUCGGUCGGCCGACGUAUAAUCGAACUUACUCUCUCAACUGAACAGAUACUUUCAAUCUUAAGAUGAGUCGAGAGGGAUUUCCUUAGAAGGACUGGAGAUCAUACACCUCAGUUUUAAUUCUUUCUUGUCAAGUAAUAAGAAAAGGGGGUUUAAACUCACUUUUCUUAGCGUAACCACUAUGGUAAUUACUGAGAAAUCCUUACUCUAACUCUAUUCCUUAAGGCUAUCCCCAUUCCCCUCUCCAAAUGCUGAUUAUAGUGUAGUUUGUAAUAAAGUUCGGAUAUAACGCGG